CAGCAGACGGCGCCGGCGGCCACGAGAUAAGGGGGGGGGGAGCGAAAAGAAGCGCCGCUCCUCGCCGGCUGGGCGGGAGAAGGAAGCCCGAGCGGCUCCGUUGGGACGCAGCCCUCGCUCCCGUUCCUCUUGGAUGAACUUGUCCUUUCUGGGCUCCGCCAUGGAAUUCUGUUCGCUGCUUCUCGCCCCUCAGAGCCAAAGAAACUGGAGACCAGAGCUGCCCAUACGCAGCGUAUAGCAGUAACCCCCCCCACCCCACUCCCGCCUCCUCGCCGUAGUUUACAGUAUUUAAUUUUAUACAGUAUAUUAUUUAUUAUCGUAUUUUCAUACCUCACGUCCUGUUUACAUGUCCCGAGAAGUCGCUAAGUAAUCCUCCUGUCCGAAACCACUAAUUUAAAGGAAGAUGGAAUCGACGACGGUGCUGAUGACCGGCACGCUUGCUGCUAGGGCCCCCGGUCCGUUGUGGAUGCUCAUCCUGGGCUUCGUCAUCGCGUUCGUCUUGGCUUUCUCCGUCGGGGCCAACGACGUGGCCAACUCGUUCGGUACGGCCGUCGGCUCCGGGGUCGUGACCCUUCGCCAGGCCUGCGUCCUGGCCAGCGUCUUCGAGACCGUGGGCUCCGUCUUACUGGGGGCCAAAGUGAGCGAAACCAUUAGGAAAGGCUUGAUUGACGUGGACAUGUACAACUCGACCCAGGAGCUGAUGGCCGGCUCUGUCAGUGCCAUGUUUGGUUCCGCCGUGUGGCAGCUAGCCGCUUCGUUUUUGAAGCUUCCCAUAUCGGGUACCCAUUGUAUUGUUGGUGCGACCAUUGGUUUCUCCCUCGUGGCUAAAGGACAAGAAGGCGUCAAAUGGUCAGAGCUGCUAAAAAUUGUGUUGUCUUGGUUCAUCUCUCCUCUCCUUUCUGGAAUCAUGUCUGCAGUUUUGUUCUUCCUUGUCAGCACAUUUAUCCUUCACAAGGCUGAUCCCGUUCCCAAUGGCUUGCGAGCUUUGCCAGUCUUCUAUGCCUGCACAAUUGGAAUUAACCUCUUCUCCAUCAUGUACACUGGCGCCCCUUUGCUGGGCUUUGACAAACUUCCUCUGUGGGGUACCAUUCUCAUCUCGGUGGGAUGUGCAGUUGUCUGUGCCCUUUUCGUCUGGUUCUUUGUAUGUCCCAGGAUGAAGAAGAAAAUCGAGCGAGAAAUCAAAUGCAGCCCCUCUGAGAGUCCCCUGAUGGAGAAAAAGAGCAGUUUGAAAGAAGACCCCGAGGAAACCAAAUCAUCCCUCACUGCUGAGAAUCAGAGUUCCGUUUCUGCCGGGAGCUCUGUGGCCCUCCCUCUGCGGGCAGCCGUGGAAGAAAAAACCGUCUCUUUCAAGCUGGGAGACUUGGAGGAAGCUCCAGAGCGAGAGAGACUUUCAAGUGUCGACUUGAAAGAAACCAACAUAGAUGGUGCAAUGAAUGGUGCAGUUCAGCUGCCCAGCGGCAACCUCGUCCAGUUUAACCAAGCAGUCAGCAACCAGAUGAACUCCAGUGGCCAUUACCAGUACCAUACCGUUCACAAAGAUUCUGGUUUGUAUAAAGAGCUGCUCCACAAGCUACACCUGGCCAAAGUCGGAGACUGCAUGGGUGACUCUGGGGACAAACCCCUGAGGCGCAACAACAGCUACACUUCCUACACCAUGGCAAUUUGCGGCAUGCCUCUAGAUUCGUUCCGUGCCAAAGAAGGUGAGCCCAAGGGGGAGGAGAUGGAGAAGCUGACCUGGCCCACUGCGGACCCCAAAAAGAGAAUCCGUAUGGACAGUUACACCAGCUACUGCAACGCCGUGGCCGACAUCCACCCGGCAGCUGAUGUGGACGUGAGCGUGAAGGUGGAGAUGGGCCACGGAGACCGGAAGGGAAGCAACGGCUCCCUGGAAGAAUGGCAUGACCAGGAUAAACCCGAGGUGUCCCUCCUCUUCCAGUUCUUGCAGAUCCUCACGGCCUGUUUUGGGUCGUUUGCCCACGGGGGUAAUGAUGUCAGCAAUGCUAUCGGCCCGCUGGUUGCUCUCUACUUGGUCUAUGAAACCGGCGAUGUUGCUUCUAAAGCGGCCACCCCAAUUUGGUUGCUGCUCUACGGUGGUGUUGGUAUUUGCAUUGGCUUGUGGGUCUGGGGAAGGAGAGUGAUCCAGACCAUGGGGAAAGAUCUGACUCCAAUCACACCCUCAAGUGGCUUCAGCAUUGAGCUGGCAUCCGCGCUCACUGUGGUAAUUGCUUCAAAUGUCGGCCUUCCCAUCAGUACGACUCACUGUAAAGUGGGCUCCGUGGUCUCGGUCGGCUGGCUGCGCUCCAAGAAGGCCGUGGACUGGCGCCUCUUCCGCAACAUCUUCAUGGCCUGGUUUGUCACGGUGCCCAUCUCCGGAGUCAUCAGUGCUGCCAUCAUGGCCAUCUUCAAAUACGUCAUCUUGAAAAUGUGAUGCCAUUAACGCUAGGACCACACCUGCACAUUCCUAUCCCCCACAGAGUGGCUAACAGUGUUUGAGGGGACUCGAAAAAAUAGGUGUAUUUUUCAGAGUCCUCGAGUAGCAGGAGGAAGAGCAGUUUCCUUGUGCUAGAAGAGCUUAUUUGCUAAAUAUGACCCGUCUCCAAAUUAGCUGUAUAAUAGCUGAGUUUCCACUGAUAAUCAUUGAGGUUCCAUUUCCUUCUGGGCUGUGAAUUACUGUACAUAGUUCUACUUUUUAUCAGGCUUCAUUUCCAUUAUGUCUAAUGUUAUCGUUGGAAGAUGAUCCCUUACGAUGUCUUUCGCGGACUUUCAGGCUGGAUGAUGGCAAAGAAAUGGGGGUCAUUUGCUUUGCUAGAUUCACCAACCUUUGCUGAACUGCACAGGGGCCACCUAUUUUUUUUGUGUGUCUAUUUUUUUUUAUACUAAAGUCUCCCCAAGGUGGGGAUGGGGGAGUCCUGAGAGCUGCAACAUGUAUUCCGUGCGCGCGCCACUUCCAAGCAGCGACAGGUUCCCUGGUGUGAAAGUCCACUCCUGAAGGCAUUCUAGGGCCGGGGACAAUGAAGUGAGCUGCAAUCUGUCCAGCUUUGCCAACAUUUCUUUCAGUGAAUGUGUUGUUACUGCUGGGGCGGGGGAGGUAGGGGAAGGGGGAAGAAAAAAGGCCUUAUGGCAAUCUUGUGUCCUUUCUUAAUAUGUAAAAUCCUAGUUUUAAGCCCUAAUUUAGGAGGCGAGGGGAAAGGGAAUGGGAGAGCAAGGGCCUGGGGCAACUCCGUGGGCCAUAAAUGUGGUUCUGGUCUUGAGUUUCUCACCUGUCCGCAAGAUCGGUCCUUGGAAGGUGGGAACUGGUGCCAUCCCUCCCAUCCUUCCUUUCCCCUUGGCUCUUGUAGCUUAGUGAGGUGGGUGAAAGGAGCAGAGUGUAAAAUUCACACAUUAAAUGUGAGACAUUACAGCCUUCCGUGCUCAUCUGUCUACCUCUGAACAAAUAAAAAAGCCUACCUUUUCUAGAAACAA
Tachyglossus aculeatus (Australian echidna) is the source of this 3462-nucleotide messenger RNA. It is a transcript of the gene SLC20A1, whose product is annotated as solute carrier family 20 member 1. Gene Ontology annotation, molecular function: phosphate transmembrane transporter activity. Gene Ontology annotation, cellular component: membrane. Lineage: Eukaryota; Metazoa; Chordata; Mammalia; Monotremata; Tachyglossidae. The coding region runs from base 404 to 2428 and encodes 674 amino acids. The transcript has 11 exons. The record is from RefSeq and is a predicted model, not a curated record. Gene Ontology annotation, biological process: phosphate ion transmembrane transport.